Molecule: messenger RNA, 717 nt
Organism: Indicator indicator
Lineage: Eukaryota; Metazoa; Chordata; Aves; Piciformes; Indicatoridae
Gene: MMD2
Product: monocyte to macrophage differentiation associated 2
Exons: 7
Coding region: 28-717 (229 amino acids)
Cellular component (GO): membrane
Molecular function (GO): pore-forming activity
Source: RefSeq, a predicted model, not a curated record
UUCCAGAAGACUCGUUACGCCAGGUUUAUGAACCACCGUGUCCCAUCCAACUGCAGGUACCAGCCAACCGAGUACGAGCACGCUGCCAACUGUGCCACCCACGCAUUCUGGAUCUUGCCCAGCAUCCUUGGCAGCUCCAUCCUCUACAUCCUCUCUGAUGACCAGUGGGAAACUAUCUCAGCCUGGAUCUAUGGCUUUGGCUUGUCCAGCCUCUUCAUUGUCUCCACCAUCUUCCACACCAUCUCCUGGAAGAAGAGGCAUCUCAGGACUGUGGAGCACUGCUUGCACAUGUUUGACAGGAUGGUGAUCUACUUCUUCAUUGCUGCAUCAUAUGCUCCCUGGCUGAACCUGAGGGAGCUGGGUCCUUGGGCUGCCCACAUGCGUUGGAUCAUCUGGAUCAUGGCUUCUGUUGGGACUGUCUAUGUCUUCUUCUUCCAUGAGAGGUACAAGCUGGUGGAGCUGGUGUGCUACGUUAUCAUGGGCUUCUUCCCUGCCUUGGUCAUUCUCUCCAUGCCCAACAGGGAUGGCCUCCCAGAGCUGGUGGCCGGUGGACUCUUCUACUGCCUGGGCAUGGUCUUCUUCAAAAGCGACGGCCGCAUCCCCUUCGCCCAUGCCAUCUGGCACCUCUUCGUGGCCAUCGGGGCUGGCAUCCACUACUACGCCAUUUGGAGGUACCUCUACCGGCCUGGCGCGCUGGAGGCUGAACCGUCCUGGUAG